AAUUGAUUUUAAGGAUAAAGAAACAAAUCAGAGAGCAAUUAAGUCCGAGGCAUGUUCCAGCUUUUAUUUUACCCAUCGCGGACAUCCCGUACACGAUAAAUGGUAAGAAAAUCGAAACUAUCGUAAAACGCAUAAUUUCCGGGGAGGCAAUCACUCCGUCUGAGACUAUCGCAAACCCCGAAA
Messenger RNA from Acaulospora morrowiae, 183 nucleotides. NCBI's taxonomy places the organism in Eukaryota, Fungi, Glomeromycota, Glomeromycetes, Diversisporales, Acaulosporaceae. The record is from the annotation of a GenBank genome assembly.